AGAAAAAGAAAGAAGCCGAACCCCACAGAAAUAAACCAAAACCCUUCCCCACUUCUCUCCCCCUUCUCGUCAGACAGCUCUAGUGUUCCCUGCCAUCUCUUUCCUCCCUUCCGGAACAAGAUCUGGGCGUCUUCGUCCGCAAAAAUGAGGAAUUCGGUGUUGAUGUGAAGAGUGAUUCAACGGAGGUUUGUUGGUUUCUUCUCAUGAAUCCUUCGUCGCUGAUCUCGCGAAGAGUUAUGCCGGAGAUGUGGCAGUUUCCAAUGGUCGGAGUACCUUCAGCAGUUAGGGUUCCGGCUGCUGGAAUAGGCUACCGAGAUGUGUCGGCGGGAGAAUCAACGGUGACAGAGCAUAGCCCGGGGAAUCGGUGCAAGAAGAAGCGUCGGGAUGCGGGGCCGACUGCGGCUUCGAUUGCGUUGUCGGAGGAGGAUUCUUCGAAAUUCGUUUCUACAAGCAGCGGUGGCAUUGAUUUGGUAUUUAACUCGGCGGAUAGCCAAACAAGGAAGCGCUCAAAAACGGGAAAAUCCAUUGAUGAAAAUGCUGAAUCUAAAGUGGAUGCCGAAGCAAGUUCUGAUGGAAAUAAGUUCGAUCAACCUUUGGAGCCACCAAAGCCAGAGUACAUUCAUGUUAGAGCCAGAAGAGGUCAAGCGACUGACAGCCACAGCUUGGCAGAGAGAGCUAGGAGAGAGAAGAUAAGUGAGCGAAUGAAGAUACUUCAAGAUCUGGUUCCUGGGUGUAACAAGGUAAUUGGUAAAGCAUCUGUACUUGAUGAGAUCAUAAACUACAUCCAGGCAUUGCAGCGUCAGGUUGAGUUCCUUUCAAUGAAACUUGAAGCAGUUGAUUCUCGCAUUAAUACUGGCUUGGAGGGCUUCCCCUCCAAAGAUUUUGGAGGGCAGGCAUACGAGAACAUAACUAGCCUAGCAUAUACCCCGCAGCGGACGAGAGACUACGUGCAACAAGGAUCUGCAGCUGAGUGGCUUCACAUGCAGGUUGGUGGUGCUUUGGAGAGAGUUACUAAUUAGCCCUCCAAUCAUAUAUUUUGAAUUCCUGUGCAAUAAAAUUGCAUUCGCCAGGAUUAAUUUCAUCCCUGCUUAUGCGUUACUAUUCGUCUUAAUGCUUUUACUUUAUGGUAUCCAAAGAUAUUAUCCCAAAUUUCUAUUUUUAAUAUCCAAAUGUGGGAUUAUCUAUUUUGAUCAAGCAAUAUUUAUAAGUCGGCACGGUUUAGUUAUUCAUGCCAUUCAGUCGAAAGAUUUGAUGUCUGAUGACUGUAUUAAUGCAUGUUGUUGACAUGUCUCAAUAUAAAUAUUUAAGACGUUAAUUAA
Messenger RNA from Phalaenopsis equestris, 1319 nucleotides. Its product is annotated as transcription factor bHLH79. Bases 204 to 1019 code for a protein of 271 amino acids. Gene Ontology annotation, molecular function: DNA-binding transcription factor activity; protein dimerization activity. The transcript is spliced from 6 exons. Lineage: Eukaryota; Viridiplantae; Streptophyta; Magnoliopsida; Asparagales; Orchidaceae. Gene Ontology annotation, cellular component: nucleus. Gene Ontology annotation, biological process: regulation of DNA-templated transcription. The record is from RefSeq and is a predicted model, not a curated record.